CAAAAUGAGUUAAUUGAAUUAACCUAUAAUGGCUGAAGAAGACGAAAUUGAUAUUUUAGGAGAUUAUAGUUUAGAUGGGUUUCUGGCAGGAACUAAUGCAAUAUCUAAUAUAAACUCAGAACUUGAUAUUUUGCAAUGUGAUUAUUCAAUGAAUUCACACAAUGAAUGGCUCUUAGAUUCAUCAUCUUCCUGCUUCUAUAAUGAUGAAACAACAAAAGUUAAUGAACGGGUAAAGAGUAUAUCUCCACCUACUGUCAUAAAUGUUAUAGCCACACGACCGAAUGUUUCAAAAAUAGAGCCAAUAUUGGGUUGGUCCACUACUGAAAUUGUUUUAUUAGAAAGGGGUCUAGAACUGUUUGGGAGCAGUCCAGUGUGCUUAAGCCAAUUUAUCGGAUCUAAAACACCAAGCCAAGUUAAACAAUACCUUAAAGUUUCUCAAAAUAAAAAUUUAACAAAAAUUGCAGUUUCUGAAGUGAGUUUAGAAAACACGAUCACCAAUCAUGUUAAUUUAGAUGUUAGUGAAGUCAAAUGUAAUCAAAACACCAAAAGUAUUGGUGAUGAAGUGCUUGAUGAUGUUGAUAUACCAGCUUCCGUUGAAGAAGUUAUAAGUAUUGUCAGUACAGCAAAAACCACAGUUAGAAAACAUGAAAAAAAGGAACAAAAUGAUCCUGAAGUUAAAAAAGUUAUUCAUAAUGCUUGGAGACAGAAAUCAGUUGUUAAAGGUAAUAAUUCCAGAAGUGUUUUAAAACCAGUGUUUCAAAAGUAUCUUAAAAAACCAUCAAGUUUAAGUGCAAUUAAACCUAAUAAACUUAGUAUUAAAGAAAGUAUAAUAGCUAGUAUGAAACAAAGAUUUUCCAAGUCAAAGAAUAUAAAGAAUAGUGGUUCUAAUUUAGUGAGUAAAAAAACAAGACUUCAAAGAAAUAGUAUUAUUAGAAAUAAAAUGAAGUUCUCGGAAAAGCCCCCAUACACCUUACAUUUGAUAACUGGAGGAGGAAAAGCUUUGCCUAUAUCAGAGUCUGAAGAAGUGAUAAAGCUUGAAAAUAGAUCAGAUGUGGAUAGUGAUACUGAGAUAGAUAUUGAAGUAGAUGAUACUCCUGCACCAACUGAAAACAAUACAAUUCUUAAUUCAAGCCAAACAAUUCAAAAUGGAAAAUCGGAAGAACACUCUAUAAAUUGUGUCUCUAUUGAUGGCUGCAUUAAUAGUUCAGAUGAUGUUUUUGAAGAAGAAACCAUUAUUGAUGAUAUGGAUAGUAUUAACUGUUUUCAUGAAGAAGUCGUUAUAACUGAUGAAACAAACGAAUCUGUUGGAAACAGUGAUGAAGAUUCAGAUGUUGCUGAACCUAAUAUAUCAAUUGAUUUGAAAAAGCAAUUACAAUCUUUAGAAAAACCGGAAUCUGAAUAUAUUAUUGACUCUGAAUGUAUAUCUGAAUUAGAAAAAUAUUUUAAUUCUGAAUUUUUUGAUGGCAGGCCAACAAAAACACCAGAAAGAUAUUUAAAAAUAAGGAAUUAUAUGUUGUCUAGAUGGAAAAGUACUAGACCUAACUAUUUAAGUAAAACACAAGCAAGACAAGGUCUGAAAAAUUGUGGCGAUGUUAAUUCUAUUGGUCGAAUACACUCAGUUUUAGAGCAAUUAGGAGCCAUAAAUUUUAAUUGUGAUCAAACUUGUUACAUAAGGCCAAUGUCAGAUCUAUUUAAAAAUAAUUCUAAUAUAAUAAAUAGUUAUAAUAGUACUAAGAAUGAAUCUUUAGAAGUUAAUCAACCAGUAAGAGUAAGAAAAAAAAAUAGGGCAUAUGCAAAUGAUAGCGAAGGUUAUACUAUAUCACAUUCACAAGAUAAUGAGAUGCCAAAAAAUACAGUAAGACUUCGAACUCAUUAUAAGAGGAAUGGUGGACAACUAAUGAACUGUUCGAAAUUUACAGAAAGUUUUCAUCAACCUUUUGAAGUGCAUAUUGAAAUAUCUGCUCUUCUCUCCAUGAACUUUCAUUCAAUUACCUCCAGAAAUGAAGUAAUGGGCCUUGUUGGUGGAAUAUAUUGUAAUGAAGUAAAAUCUAAAACAUUAUAUGUUAAUAAAUAUCAACCUUGCCAAACUGUUCAACAAACACGAAUAGAUUGUGAAAUGUGUCCAGUAUCUCAGUCGGAAUCAGUAACAGCUAUAUCAAAUGAUGGGUUGUCCGUAGUAGGCUGGGUUCAUUCUCAUCCUGGAUUUCCACCAUUACCUUCUUUACAAGACUUAAAUACUCAAAAAGAAAUGCAAUGUUGUUUUGAAAAAAAUGGUCCAUUUAUGGGUAUUAUUAUUGGGCCUCAUAAUGGUGAAUUGAGGUGUCUUACAAUACCAAACCCGUCCAAUGAUAUACCAUAUGAAUACGAAAUAAAAUAUAAGCAUGAUAGUAAAAGCAUUCAAAAUCUUGAAGCUAGUUUAAAAAAUAUUCUUGAGAUAGUCAAAUCCUACUCAAGUGAUAUUUUAAGUCCUAAUAGUAAGUCACCAUAUAGUUCAGACAUGCGAGCUGUAGAUAAAUUCCUAAUGGAUAUGAAGCUUAUUUUCAAUAAAUUACAGCCAAAACUAAGCAUUGACGAAGAGGAACAAAUUGUUAAUUUAAUCAUAAGCACAUGUAAUACAAUAGAUAACUUUUCUACCGCCUAG
Molecule: messenger RNA, 2641 nt
Organism: Ctenocephalides felis (cat flea)
Lineage: Eukaryota; Metazoa; Arthropoda; Insecta; Siphonaptera; Pulicidae
Product: histone H2A deubiquitinase MYSM1-like
Exons: 12
Coding region: 29-2641 (870 amino acids)
Biological process (GO): double-strand break repair
Cellular component (GO): BRCA1-A complex; BRISC complex
Molecular function (GO): polyubiquitin modification-dependent protein binding; metallopeptidase activity
Source: RefSeq, a predicted model, not a curated record